CGAUUUUCGACCCAUUACAACUGUGGAUUUUCAGGGAAAGUCUCGGUUUCUCCCCGUCUGGAGAACGUUUAGUUUAAUCACAGUGCGCGACAGAAUAUGACGUUGUCCGCGACGUGAAUAAAUUCAACAGGUGACUGAGGGACAUGAAAGGAAACGUGCCAAGCGAGACUCGUCUCUGUUUUUGCACGUCAUUUCUGUCCAGUGUGGACAGCAGAGGAGGGAAAGUAACGGAUUCCGACUGAAAUAAAACAACUUAUAUCUCAGCUAAAUAUGCCGUUCAAUGUUCACAUCAAGGUGACAUGAAACCUACAAAGUCCACCGGUAAGAAGCGGCCGUGGACUUCACGGAAGGCUCGUGACGUGACCCACACUGGUCUGGCACAAGCACUUGCCACGGUCAACGCGAUAAAUGAGCUGCAGGAGAAACGCCGGGAGGAAGAAGGUCUGAAAGCGUUGAUAGAGGAGCGAAAACAGGACUUGGAUAAGCUGCAAAGGUGCAUAGACGAGCGGCAGAAUGAGAGACUGAAGUCGCACACUAGCUAUGAAAUGUUUCAAAAGCACCAGGAGGCAGAAACUGCUUGUACAAAAGCUGUUGUAGAAGCAAAGACUGGGGCGGAUCAAAGAAAAAAGCAGAUAAAGUACUUAAAGAAGGAGAAGGCACAACUGCUGGAGAGGAAACAAAAGCUAAACCAUCAGCUGCAGAAGGUCAUCGUGUACUCACAUGUCAUGGAGCAGAUGGCGGAAGUGACUGAUUUCAGUGAUGCAGAGAUGCUUGCCGAUUGUUUGGAGAGACAACUGGACUUGAGAGAAAGUGUCCUGCAGUGGGCCGACGAGAGAACAGAGCAGAUGCACGAGAAUGACUUAGAGAAGAUGGAUGAGUUGGAGACUGAAGCUCAAACCUGGGCAGAAACGUUGGACCAAAUUCAGAAAGAUAUUGCAAGGAAAACCGAUGAAAUGGUUAACAUUCAGAAUGCAAUUCAAAACAUCUACAACAUAGUCGGUGGCGAAUCACAAAAAGACCAAAAUAAACAGCUGACCGAGAUCAAGAUGUUCAUCGCUGUCCAUCAAGACAAAAUGCAACCACCAAAAUGUGGAUCCACAUCCAAACCCACCCAGACGCAGUCCUGUCCGGUCCUGGACCUAUGAUGAUAAAUCCUUGAUGAUCGUCAUGUUCUGACAACACAUUGGUGUCUUAACUGGCACAGCUUAAUAGUGCUAGAGGUCCAGCAAAUGCAGCCUGACAGCUUGAAGUGUAAAUCAUCACAAGAUGAGAGGCUCCUCAGACAAUCAAAUCAAUGAAUUCUGAUGAACAAUUCAACUGGAGUCAGUCAAGUAAACGCACACAAAAAGGAAAAGAGAAGGAAGAACAGAAGAAUGUAAAAGUAUUCUCCUUUAUGACACAUUCCAUUUUCCUCCAUAUACAAGGAAACCAGGUAAAUAUUAUGGGUUGUAAAAUGAUAAUAGGGAGAGAAAAGAAAGAACAGGAAAAAAAGCCUUCUCAGUUUUUGGUCUUUCAUUUUAGUUAGAUAAUGGGUAACUAAAUCUUGUAUAUGGAUGGAAACCAAAGGUUGGAUGGGGAAAACUCACAAUUUGGUUAAGCUUAACACUACUUUGUUACACAUCAGAAGCCAUUAAGAUUAGCUCCAUGGUUUUAUUUUUAUCAAUGAGUCAUGUUUUAAAAUCUUGCAAAAUAUUGUAUUUAUGUCUUCAACUUAUAAGCAUCUAUCAACUACAGCUGUUUGGAGUAAUUAAUAGAAUAUUUUAACUGAAAUGUGGCAAACAGGAGUUGUGAAGUAGCAGAAAAAUGUAGUUUGUCACUGAAUGACCUUCUGACAGAAGGUGUGGGGUCUUUGAACUUUGGCGAAGAAUCGCAUUGACAAAUCAGUGUUUCUCCGGAUGACAUCAUGUACUUGCAAGUGGCCAGACUCAGCUCAUAAUGGAUAACGGCUAAUUUGGCCAGGCCAGGAUUACCUGGAGUUAUACCAACUACAGGCGUUUCAUCCCAGCGACGGAGUGUCUGCUCGCCAUGCGAGUAUGAAGUAUAUGAAGUAGUAGUAUAAGUAUGGAAGUCAUUCUCAUCCAUACAGAGCUCCCCAAGUAUACAGUGACAUUUGCCUGGCUCUAGAUGAUGUUUGGCAACCACAACAAACAAAAACAUUGUGUUGUCUGACCUUGGCAUUAGUUGGACCCAACCUACUCUCAACCCCCUGUACCUUGUACCUUACCAUCAGCAACACUUACCAGACAAGACACCACAAGGUGACUGAUAACGACAGCAGCCACAGCCCACCAGCGCGACUUCUCACAGGCAUCAAAGAACACAACGCCCCAGAACAUGUGAAGCAAGAUGAUGGCCAUGGUCAUGAAGGCUGAAAUAAAGAAACAAAAUUAAAGCUGCAGCCACUUUCUCAUUCUGCCUUUUAACAAACCACCCGAAAACUGGUGGACUGUUUUGUCUAAUUUUAAUAAUGAAGAUUAAUGGACUUCGACCAUUGAUAUCACGGCAUUCAUGUGUGGAGAGUUAUCCAGUAAAUCGAGAUGCAAACAACAAAACAAACAUUUUUAAUUUUAACUUGUACAGCUGUUUGGUAAGACAUGACGGAACUGUUACCUGAGGACAGAAAGUAGUGCUGUGAGUCUCCGUGGAUGCCGACAGUCCCUGGUCCCACAGAGUCGGCCAAGAUGUUUACCACUGAGAAGGCUCCACUCAUGAAGCCAAAGCCAAGGCCGGACACUGAGAUAAAAACAACAGAAAACCGAGAAAUUCCACACCAGAGAUCUGAACUUGAUUUUGUCAACUGUAAAAAUUCAUGCCAGCCAACAGUGCCAGGAAGCUUUAAGAAGGAUUACCCUUGGCACCCUCUCAAACUAUCUAACAAACUCACAUCAUUAUCAUUCUGUAAAUG
Messenger RNA from Solea solea (common sole), 2905 nucleotides. RefSeq lists its product as uncharacterized. Lineage: Eukaryota; Metazoa; Chordata; Actinopteri; Pleuronectiformes; Soleidae. The record is from RefSeq and is a predicted model, not a curated record. The transcript has 7 exons. The coding region runs from base 300 to 1145 and encodes 281 amino acids.